AUGCUGAGAGGCGGUUUCCAGUCGCUGGCCCAUGAUUUCUGUACGGACUCUGGCCAGCCGGACUGGUGCAAGAAGGAGACGCCGUCGGAACCGCAGUGCCUCUGUCCUGGCCGGGCAAAGCUUUACUUGGAAUCUUGGAAGCACUUCUGGGGAUGA
Messenger RNA from Symbiodinium pilosum, 156 nucleotides. NCBI's taxonomy places the organism in Eukaryota, Dinophyceae, Suessiales, Symbiodiniaceae. The record is from the annotation of a GenBank genome assembly.